CGUUUUUUUGGGGGUUUAAGAUUUAGGUUGACAUUAAAACUUUUCAAUCUCAGAAUUACAUUUUGUUUUUGUUUUUUGACAUUUGUACAGAAAGCCUGUGAAAAUAUUACAUAUUUUACAAUGACCCUUUUUUCUAUCUUGCCUAUAUGUACAUUUUUGAAACAAGUGUUUUCUAUGUAAGUUUGGAGGAAACAACUGUUUUUUUUUUUUAAAUAAACAGUGAUUACAGCAAGGGAAAUACAAUACGCCCGAGCUGUGCUGCACUUAUUAGCCUAAUCCAAACAAAACCCACUCUACCCCACUGUGAGAUUUCCCAGAAUGCCCUCUCCCCCUCGUUCUCCCUCCCCGUCAUUUCCUUACUUGGUCUUGGGCGUGCCACACUGAUUCUAAACUGGCUGUAGCUGGUUGUCCUUUCCUCAGAGUGCUUCCCGUAUUGUCUUGUAUUUCGCAUAACUUUUUGAACUUUCUGGUUAAGAACACACAUCCGUUUACUCUGUUGUCUGAUAUUUUUGCAUUUAGAGCAAAGCAGAGUGUAUCAUAUGUUAAUGUGAAAUUACUGAGGAUACAUUUAGGAGCCUGAUAAAAAUGCUCAUUUUAGAAGAAAAUUUCAAAUGGCACUUUUCAUGUUUGUUUGUGUGUGAAUACAUGUAUUUAAUAAUACUAAUAUGAAUAUGACUAAAAUUAUAAUGUUGUAGAAAUGCCUGAUAGUAUGUAAUUGUUGUGUUUCUACCCAGUGAAUUCUGAAAGAGGAGUCCUGAUGUUUUACACGUGAACAAGACGAAACAAGAGGAAGUUGAGAAAUAAAACCAACAAUAAAAGGGGAAAAAAACGCUGAGGAUGUCACUGCCGGCCAUGUUCAACGUGCAGUUAAAACACUCGCUACAAACCAUGACCCAUGACCACAGUCUUCAGGGUGGACUAUUGUAAUGGUCUCCUCACCAGCCUUCCCAAGAAGACAUUAGACCACUACAGCUCUUCCAGAACGCUGCUGCCAGGACUCUGACUAGAAGCAGAAAAUAUGAGCAUAUCACACCAGUCCUCAGUAACAAAGCCAUCUCUUGACAAUAAAUGUCAGUGAAGCAGCUCCCACCCCAGACAUAGAAAGCAUGAGAUCGGGAGGGAAGAGACUGAAAAAAAGAGACCGAGUGACCCAGCAUGGACCCGGCACUCACGUUUGUAAGGGCACAGAGCAUUUCACCUUGAAAAAUACUGGACUGGAACGGCGGGUUACUUCAGAAGAGCACGAUUCUGGAAGUCCCUACUGAAGAUUAAAAGCCAUAUUCUCUCUGGCAUCUCAGUUUCCUCCAUCAUGUCAGAGACUCGACCAACGCCUGCACAAACUGAGGUGCCUUCAGAGUCUCCAGAGGUGGAGUGUCCCGUUUGCUAUCAGGAGUACGACCAGGACUCCAAACUCCCACGCAUGCUAGAAUGCCUUCACGUUUUCUGCACCGAAUGUCUCCGCAAAAUCCAGCUCACUCCUAUGCACCCGCCCGACCCCAACAGCGCCCCCUCAAUCUCCUGUCCCCUGUGCCGCCACUCCACCCCGCUACAGGGUGGCGAUGCACACUCUCUCCCCUGCAACUCGCGGAUUCUUGCCCAGUUGCCUCCCGUAACCUUCCGUCUGCCUGCGUCUGUGUCUGCCCGGCUGGCCACGGUGACCCAGCGCUUGGUGCUCUCUCUGGGGGAGAGGGAUACCCGAUUCAUAAUCCUGCCCACUGUUAGUCUGAGGGUGGAGCAGAUGGGAGAAGGCACAGAAAUGGUAAACCCACCUAGGGUGCUGCAUCGAGAGAUUGAGGUUCUGAGGAGACACAAGAAGACCCUGAUGUGUGUUCAGGUUCUGGCUGUCAUCUUCUGGAUAAUGUUUGUGCUGACUUGUGUGAUUGGGGUUGUGUUUGGGCCAAGCCUCUUUCAUAAUUGAGAGAUUAAGGACAUGGGUGUAUCUACAUUAAUAUAUUUAAUCUGUCCCUGCAUUUUUUAAAUGACAUCAUUUAGAUCAUUAUAAUUAGAUCAUUUUGAUUACAUGUAAAAUCUACAGUUGCCCUGAAUUUGGACACUUAAAAUAAAUUAAAGUAAUUGCAGAACAUUUUAUGGUAGGCAUAUACAAGGUUUAGGUUUUUAAAUUAUACAAUGAUAUAUGGUUAAAAGUAAAGACAAAAAGUAUUGUGGAACCUGGUUGACAGAUGUUAGUGUGACUUCAUAUUGUACAUUCAUUACAAAGUAACUUUUUAUUAACUUUUUUACUGCUUAAACUAAAUUAAAAAAUGGUGAGUAUAGUUCUAAAAAAAAAUUAUACACUAGCUUCAAGGAGAUGAUAUUUGGUUUAAUAUUUUAUUGAAUUCAAUACAUUAUAUAUACAAUAUAUUACAUUUGGUUUAAGCGUCCAAAUGCUUUAUGGGCCCAUUUUUGUUCAUAUGUUCAUAUUGUAGUCUGUAUUCCUACAAUUAUUCCUGUCCUUAACUGUUAUGUCAAUAUUCUAAAGGAUGGUAUUGUCUGUUCUCUAACUUUUUUUUACAGGGUGUUGCUUUAUGCGAACAAGAAAAAAAAAUAUAGGCCUGCAGCUUUCUGUGUUUUAGAAAAAAUGCAUUGUUGUUUAAUUUGAAAAAAAAUAAAAAAAUAAAAUAAAAA
Carassius auratus (goldfish) is the source of this 2625-nucleotide messenger RNA. Its product is annotated as RING finger domain-containing protein. The record is from RefSeq and is a predicted model, not a curated record. Bases 1310 to 1918 code for a protein of 202 amino acids. Gene Ontology annotation, biological process: protein ubiquitination. Gene Ontology annotation, molecular function: ubiquitin protein ligase activity. Lineage: Eukaryota; Metazoa; Chordata; Actinopteri; Cypriniformes; Cyprinidae. The transcript has 5 exons.